Molecule: messenger RNA, 1329 nt
Organism: Mercurialis annua (annual mercury)
Lineage: Eukaryota; Viridiplantae; Streptophyta; Magnoliopsida; Malpighiales; Euphorbiaceae
Product: terpene synthase 10-like
Exons: 6
Coding region: 24-1145 (373 amino acids)
Biological process (GO): diterpenoid biosynthetic process
Molecular function (GO): terpene synthase activity; magnesium ion binding
Source: RefSeq, a predicted model, not a curated record
AGCUAAAGGGAGAAGUAAAGAAUAUGAUGCUCAAUGAAAACAUGGCUCCCUUGGAUAAAUUGGAGCUCAUUGAUACCUCGCAAAGACUUGGAUUAGCUUAUCUUUUCGAUGAUGAAAUCAAGACAAUUUUGCAAAGUGUUUAUGAGCACACUCAUAUUAGUACCUUGGAUUUGUAUGCUACAGCCCUUCAAUUUAGAUUGUUCAGACAACAUGGCUUCAAAUUAUCCCAAGACGAGCAUGGAAACUUCAAAACAUGUCACACCGAGGAUUUGAAGGGAUUACUAUCUCUGUUUGAGGCGUCAUUCCUUUUAGAAGAAGGCGAAAGUAUACUAGAAGUCGCAAGAGAAUUCGCUACCGUUUCUCUCAAGAACCACACUCAACUAAGCAAAGAUCAAUAUCUAUCCAUGUUAAUAAAUCAGUCACUGGAGAUCCCACUCCAUUGGAGGAUGCUGCGGUUUGAGAGCAGAUGGUUCAUCGAUGUAUAUGAGCGAAAACACGACAUGAAUCCACUUCUCCUCCAAUUUGCUAAGCUAAAUUUCAACAUUGUGCAAGCAACCCAUCUGGAGGACCUAAAAGAUGCUGCACGGUGGUGGAGGAGUACAUGCCUCGGAGAAGAGCUGAGAUUUGCAAGAGAUAGGAUAGUUGAGAAUUUCUUAUGGACUGUUGGGGUUAAAUUCGAGCCGGAGUUCGAAUAUUUUAGGAGAAUGUCUACUAAAGUUAAUUCAUUAAUAACAAUCAUAGAUGAUAUCUAUGAUGUGCAUGGCACUUUGGAUGAACUCCAGCAGUUUACUGAUGUUGUUGAAAGGUGGGAUGUGAAUGCAAUUGAGCAGCUUCCACAGUACAUGAAAAUAUGUUUCCUAUCCCUUUAUAAUUCCAUCAAUCAAAUUGCUUUGGACGUUCUCAGGGAACAAGGAUUUCAUAUUAUGCCCUUCUUGAAGAAAGCUUGGGUAGAUUUAUGUAAAUGUUACCUAUUGGAGGCCAAGUGGUACUACAGCGGUUAUACACCAAGUUUGCAAGAAUACAUUGACAAUGCAUGGAUUUCUAUAUCGGCUCCUUUGAUCUUGGUCCAUGCUUAUUUUCUUCUUAAGACUCCAAUAACAGAUGAUGCUUUGAAAUGCUUGAAUGAAUAUCCUGAUAUUAUUUGAUGUUCAUCUAUGAUUCUACGGCUUGCAAAUGAUCUCGGAACAUCUUCGGAUGAAGUAAAAAGAGGCGAUGUUCCAAAAUCGAUACAAUGUUAUAUGCAUGAAACCGGAGCUUCCGAAGAAAAAGCGCGCGACCACAUCGAAUCCUUAAUCGAUCAAACAUGGAUGAAGAUGAACAAAGCACGAG